Messenger RNA from Coffea arabica (coffee), 954 nucleotides. The record is from RefSeq and is a predicted model, not a curated record. NCBI's taxonomy places the organism in Eukaryota, Viridiplantae, Streptophyta, Magnoliopsida, Gentianales, Rubiaceae.
AUGGGAAAGUGGGAAAGAGCGCAGACCUCUUGGACUUGGAAAAACUUCCUGAGGGAGUUUAAUGAGAAGUUUCUUCCGCCUCUGAUCCAAGAGAAGCGGGAGGACGAAUUUAUAAAGUUGAGGCAGGGAACUCUUAGAGUGGCUGAGAGAGGUUGGCAGCAGCCUAAAUCUCUACGUUCACUGAAGCUCUGGAGAAAGCGCAAAGAGUUGAGAGCGCAAGGCUGCAAAGAUUGUGAGAUAUGGGUUGGAGAACGGAAGUUACUGGUUGAUUUAAUGGGUUUAGCUGUUAAGGGGUAUGAUGUCAUCCUGGGAAUGGAUUGGUUAGCUCGCUACAAUACUCAGUUGAAUUGUAAGAUGAAAACAGUAGAGUUGUGCAUUCCAAGAGAGGCAACCUUAAAAUUGAAUAUAAGGGGUAGAUUAGCCUCAUCUACUCUUAUUUCAGGAAUUCGAGCUAGAAAAAUGUUGAGUAAGGGAGAUCAAAGAUAUUUGGCCUUUCUUAUAAAUACUCCUAGUGAUAAGGAUUUGCUAGAGCAAGGUUUUAUAAAGGAGAGUGAUUCAUCGUGGGGAGCCCGGCAGGAUUAUUAUCAAUUGAGGAUUUUGGAGAAGGAUAUACCUAAAACUGCCUUUAACUCGAGGUACCGACAUUUUGAGUUCAUAGUGAUGCCAUUUGGAUUGACUAACGCACCUGCGGCUUUUAUAGAUUUAAUGUACAAAAUCUUUAAGCCAUAUCUAGAUCAGUUUGCGGUGGUGUUCAUCGAUGACAUACUGAUGUACUCUAAGACCUUGGAGAAUCAUGAGAAACAUUUGAGAAUUGUUUUACAAAUGUUGAGGGAGCAUCAGUUGUAUGCUAUGUUAAGCAAAUGUGAGUUUUGGGAAGUAACAUUCUUAGGUCACAUAAUUUCCAAGGAUGGGAUUAAGGUGGAUCCAACCAAAGUUGAAGCAGAUGCAAAGUGA